GUUUGACGUUGACAUGCAAGAAAAAUCAAUUUAUAUUUUUAUAAAAUGCAAAAGGUAUCAAUAUAAAAUUUGUUAAGCAAUUGAUCAGACCUGAUGUUUUAUUAUUGACAGAAACAUUACCCAUUGAAAAAUAUGGAUAGUACUUCUACUAACGAUAAUUGUAUGGAAGAUAGAAGGCUUUGGAUUGGAAACCUGGAUCCCAAGGUUACUGAGUAUCAACUUUUGAAACUUGUGCAAAAACAUGGUACCAUUGAAAAGUUUGACUUAAUUUUACACCGUAAUGGGCCAUUAGCUGGACAACCAAGGGGAUACGCAUUUGUUACAUAUAAACAAAAAGAAAAUGCCUUUGCUGCAAAAGAAUUGUUGAAUAAUCAAUUAGUUGGACAGAAAAACAUCUCUGUCACAUGGGCCUAUAGUGUUAACAAUGAGGAAGUAGAAAAACCCAAAGAAAAUAUAAUCAUACCAGCCCUAGCUAUGUCAUUAGCUGGUCAAAAAACUGAUAGAAUAUCGCAAAUUCAAGCUAUAGAAGCGAAACUGAAAUUGAUGGAGAAGAAAAAUGAAGAUGAAUUGAAAAUUAACGACACAGUGGCAACAAAACCUCCAGUAAUUCUACAAUAUCAACAUAAAAUUUUAAAUGGUGUCAAUACCAUAAGCUCGAAUAUUAGUAGUAACAAACACCUUAUGAAAAAAAGAGACAGGUAUCAAAAACCUUAUGCAAAAAAUAAAUUUGGAAAAUAACUCAUAUUUUUUAUAUAUAGUAUGUUGUUAAAAUAACAGUGAGAGUUAAAUAUGUACAUUUAUUCUGAAAUGAUUAUGUUAAUGAGUACAAUUGUCUAAAAAAGUCUCAGAAACUGUCUUAAAUAUUGCUUCAAUACAGGUUGGAUCAAUAGUAGAGAAUCUCAUAUUAUUUUAACUAAAAAAAAAUGUUUUUCAACUCAUGUACAGGAUUAUUUAUGAUACUUUACUUAUCCUCGAUAAUAUUGCCUGUUGAAAAAAAUGGAUUUAACAACAAGUCAAAUUUAUAUACUGAGUGUAAAAGAAACAGAAACCAGAGUAUUAUAGUAGGUCUAAUUUUGAAUUUUUUGGUAUAACCUCCAGUUUCACUAGAAACAAUAUGUAAAUUAGAAAUUCUAUAUGAAUAUAUUUACAUUUUUGAAAUUUUGUUCCUUUUCGAGAAAAAUUUUAUAACUAGGGGAGGGCUUGUCUGGCUGGUUCUCAUGAUCGUCCUAGCUACAGGCGUUGCUGACUUUGAAGCAAGUGUCUUCUGCUAGUUGCAAAGGAUGUGUUUCGUGGAAUAUUCCAAAAAGACUAGUACAACUACUUGGGAAAACAAAUUUCUUCUUGAAAAAUCAGUAAUUUUGCCACCACUCCGGUAAAUGACAGCAUAUUGCAAAUUAUCCUGGUACAAUUUUUGUUUUCUGAUUGAUGCAAAGUAGAAGAAAUCAUUUAAAUGUAGAGCCUUCUCAGAAAAAAAAAAUUAUUUUCUAAUAUUUACGGAGUAACUGUUGGAUUUGGGGUCAGUAUAUUGUGCAAAUGAAGGCUUUCUCAGAAAAACAUGCAUUUUUUAAUACCUAUGGUGCAACUAUUUGAAUAUAGGGUCAGAAUAUUGUGCAAAUAAGGGCAUUCUCAGAAAAAAUGCAUUUUUUAAUACUGAUGGUGCAACUAUUUGAAUAUAGAGUCAGUAUAUUGUGCGAAUAUGGGUGUUUUCAGAAAAAAAUGCAUUUUUUUAAUACCUAUGGUGCAACUAUUUGCAUAUAGGGUCAGUAUAUUGUGCAAAUAUGGGUCUUCUCAGAAAAAAGGCAUUUUUUAAAACUUAUGGAGUAAAACUAUGGUACAACUAUUUGAAUAUGGGGUCAGUUCAAUUGUCCGAAAUUGUGUACUACCAGAAUAUCUUGCAAUUACACUUCCUGAGACACAUUUCAAUAACCAAGUUAUCCUCAUCAAGGAACUGAAGGUGAACUGAUUAACAGUUAAUUUUUCUAACAAGCUCUCUAGCUGUAACAGGCAUUAUUAUAUCGGUCGAUCCAUAAUUUUUCUUUUAAAAAAAUUGUAUCUACCCAUCAAUUAAAACUUAUUAGUAUUCGGAAUUCCGAAUAUUAAUGCUGUAUAUCAUUUAAAGUGGCGUGAACCAAAAAAAUUGUUUCAGAAUUUAUUAGAACAAAUGAGUUAUUUAUAUCUAGUAUUUAUAUUUCGAAAGUACAAAGGAAUGUUUGUGUUUGUCAAAAAAAGUUGUAUUUUAAUCA
Molecule: messenger RNA, 2243 nt
Organism: Diorhabda carinulata
Lineage: Eukaryota; Metazoa; Arthropoda; Insecta; Coleoptera; Chrysomelidae
Product: probable RNA-binding protein 18
Exons: 3
Coding region: 133-738 (201 amino acids)
Molecular function (GO): RNA binding
Source: RefSeq, a predicted model, not a curated record